Messenger RNA from Knipowitschia caucasica, 1269 nucleotides. NCBI's taxonomy places the organism in Eukaryota, Metazoa, Chordata, Actinopteri, Gobiiformes, Gobiidae. The record is from the annotation of a GenBank genome assembly.
AUGGAGGCAUCCGGACCGAGAGAAGCGAAACCCGCGGACAGCUGCUUUGACAAGACCGUUUCUACCCUCACCGUGGACGAUGUUUAUGAAAUGGCCAAAGUCAUUGGUGCUGAAGUGGAGAAACUUAUCGACGCCUAUGGUAAAGACAGUGCAGUGGGACUUGUGCCCAAAAUAGUGAAAGUGCUUGAACUUAUGGAGAGGUACGCCUCGCACAACCAUGCGCACAAGCAACAAGAAGAAGAGCUGCUCAAGACAUUUGAGACGAUCCAGCUCCAGCAGCACAGGAAGCGGCCAUCCAGAGACGAAGAGGCGGCGAGAGAGCACCGAGGGCAAGAGGAUCUCGAGCAGCAGCAGCAAUGGAAGAGAAGGUGCGAUGAGUUGCAAUCCCAAGUGCAACAGCUGCAGGAGGACAGAGAGGAGCUGCACAGCCGACUCAAAGGCUCUCAUGCAAAGGAAGACCGUGUCCAGCGGCAGGAGCGAGAGGUGAUGCUGAAGUUAAAAUGUGUGGUGGAUAAGCAGCGUGACGAGCUCAGAGCUAAAGUGCAGGAGAUCGCAUCCAUCUCUAAAGAAGGAGAAGCACUUCAGGAACAGCUGGAGCGGUUUAUGAAAAUGAAUGCAGAGUUGCGACACAAGCAGAAUGUGAUGCAGGUCCAGCUCAAGAGCACAGUGGAGAGGAAGGCUGACCUGGAGGCCGACCUGAAGGAGAAGAGCAAAGAAAUCGAAAACCUUAUUGUGCAACUGAACCGGACCAACAGCAGCCCUUCUAGUUCAAGACAGCAAACACCUGAUUCAAAUAAAAGUGAGGACCAAAGAGACCCUGAUGUGCCUUGCUUUACCAAAAAGGAAGUCCGGGACAUCAUUGUAGAGAGGAAUGAGCUCAAGACAAACCUCUUUCUGUUGCAGGAGGAGCUCAGCUACUACCAGAGAGAGAUUUUGAACGAGGAGAGAUGCCCUGGCUUUCUGUUAGAAGCUGUUCGCUCUGCAAUAAAGAAAAAAAGAAAACUUAUCAAGGCCAAGAUGCUUGGGAUUCCAGUGAAUGACAACAGUGAUGACGAGGACAAGGAACCAGAGUUUGGGCAGUCGGAGGUGGACGGGGCUGUGGACGAGGACUCUGAUAAACCGCCCGAGUCGCGCAUUAAAAACUUCUUUGGCUUCCUGACACGGUCGGGCAGUGUUCAGAGCCCCGCCCACAUGAGCAGCUCCGCCUCCACCUGGGAAAUCCUCGGGGAUGCAGAGGCCGAUGGAGACGAGCAGCAUCCGCCUUCCUGA